AUGGAGGAGAAGCCUCCCAGCGGCCUGAAGUCCUACCUGGACAAGCUCACCCUGAGGGUGACGCGGAUUUUGGAGACUUCUCCAGGAGUUGCUGAGGUGAUGUUUGUGGAAAAGGAGCCAGCUGAGUGCCAUGCAAUUAUUUCAUGGGAACAGAAAAACUCCUGCAUAUUGCCGGAGGAUUUAAAGAACUUCUAUCUCAUGACUGAUGGCUUCCAGAUGACCUGGAGUGUGAAGACUGAUGAUUCCCCAAUGCCCCUGGGCUCCAUGGUGAUUAACAGUGUCUCAAAGCUUUGUCGGCUUGGGGGUUCCUCCAUGUAUGCCCUGCCUAAUGCACCAUGUCUCGCUGACCUGGAAGAUGACACGGAUGAGGAAGGUGAUAAAGACAAACCCAAGAAGCCACACUUUGAUUCUCGUAGUCUUAUCUUUGAAUUAGAUCCAUGCAACGGAAAUGGGAAAGUUUGUCUUGUUUAUAAGCAUGCUAAACCAGUUGUCUCCCCAGACACAGAGAUAUGGUUCCUGGACAGAGCUCUGUAUUGGCAUUUCCUCACCAAAACCUUCACAGCCUACUACCGCCUGCUCAUCACUCACCUGGGUCUCCCACAGUGGCAGUAUGCCUUCACCAGCUAUGGGGUGAGCCCUCAGGCCAAGCAAUGGUUUAACAUGUAUAAACCUAUAACCAUCAACACAGUUCUCCUCUCUGAAGAAGCUGAUUCCUUUGUGAACAAGCUGGACCCCAACAAGGUAUUUAAAAGCAAGAACAAAACUCCAGUGAUGAAAAAGAAACCACCCUCCCAGUCAGCAGGGGCCCAAAAGAGCCACACUAGCAUGACCUCCUCCAAGACAUCCUUGCUAGUUGGGAAUUCUUCAAAGAAGUGA
Molecule: messenger RNA, 876 nt
Organism: Cygnus olor (mute swan)
Lineage: Eukaryota; Metazoa; Chordata; Aves; Anseriformes; Anatidae
Product: tubulin polyglutamylase complex subunit 2-like
Exons: 7
Coding region: 1-876 (291 amino acids)
Biological process (GO): protein polyglutamylation
Source: RefSeq, a predicted model, not a curated record